Molecule: messenger RNA, 3845 nt
Organism: Entelurus aequoreus (snake pipefish)
Lineage: Eukaryota; Metazoa; Chordata; Actinopteri; Syngnathiformes; Syngnathidae
Product: transmembrane protein 236-like
Exons: 4
Coding region: 150-1301 (383 amino acids)
Source: RefSeq, a predicted model, not a curated record
UGCAUAUUUCAAGGGUUGUUAUUAUGUUGGCCUGGUUGUGACGUUACGCAGCUUUGUCAGCAGACACAAUGGCGACUGCAGCGUAAGCUUGCCGCCUGGAACAUGCCAGCGGUGGUCUCCACCCGGCCGGGCCUCAGCCGGGGCUCAGCAUGGGCUCGGGGAGAACCAUCAAGUUUGCCGUGUGCGAGGUGCUGCAGUUCGCCGGCCUGUGCGUGCCGCUCUUCAUCGUCAUGCAGAGGUUCGCCGUCAUCGUGGCCGAGGUCAAAAGGUCGGCGCGGCCCCCCGGCGACGACGACGUGGCCUACUGGCUGAUCGUGACCUCGUCCAUCGCCUACGUCAUGUCCACCGCCCUGCUGGUGUGGGCGCCGCUCAAGUACCUGCUGUUUGUCAAGAACAAGAUGCUCCUUGGCAGGAAGAAGUGGAGGCCCAUUGCCCUCGUCUACGUCAUCAUGUCCACCUUACCCUGCUUCGCCUUCCUCAUCGCCAGCUCACAGGUUCAGAUCAAUAACGGUAUCAAACACGACACGUUCACCGAGCUCCCCGUGUCUCUAAUCCUCUUCUCUCUCAUCUGUAUCGACGUUGUGGAAAGAAUACGCCACUGCAGACUGACGGGCCAGGACCGUCCCUUGGAAAGAGACGCCGACAUUCCCUCUUCGAUCCUCACGCACGUGGAACAGAUCACGCCGGUCACUCCCUUGGUGCCCGGGCCGGCAGCGCCCGGACCAAACGUGCCCGGGCCGGCUGUGCCUCGCCAGGCCAUCGGCACGCCCCCUGUGACGAUGGGACCCGGCCAGCCGGGAGACCGAAGUCAGAACGGCGCAGCUCUCAGGCCAGAGACCAAUGGCACGGCCCCAGGGAUGGCUGUGAACGGCAGGAGAUUGUUGACUGCCCACGACUCGGAGGCAGCCCACACGGGCCCUUUGCGCUUCCUGUACGCUAGCGACGCUCGAGCCGACGUGUUUGUGGACAGUUUUCUUUUCUGGAUGGACACGGUGGAGAUGACGAGGGUCGCGACUCACCCGCUGGUCUUUUACUCGGCCUGGGUGUGUCCUAUUUACAUCUUGUGCUACCUUUCGUGCCUGCGCGUGGUGCUGGUGCCCCACAACCCCUCGCUAUCUUCUCUUGGUGUGGCCCUGCAAGACUUGCCCUUCCUCUUUGUACGCGUGGGCCUGCUGGCCUUCUUCGGCCUGGUCACGCCGCUCCUCUACCCCAUGAAGAACCUGCUGGUGUGCCUGGCCUUUGUCUAUUUUAACUUCAUGACCAAGCUGAGGGUGUUCAACACACAUAGAAUGUUCUUAUGACACUUUCAUGCUAGUGGGCCAUUCUAUUCAAUUACGGUUGUAGAAAGUAGCGAUACUUCGAUACCAAGCCGAUACCAAUACGCAAAAAAAUGCGUCGAUACCUGCUUUUUUUUAGUAUCUUCAGUACCACAUACACUUUUCUCCUGGUGCUUGCUGUCUUAAAACAAUAUUGAGUAUUUCCAUGUAGUUGCUUCCCGGUUCGCCAUUGCUCAUAAACAAAUGUUAACGGAAGAAAGAAAAAGAGCACUCAUAAAAGGAGUGAGGAAAAAAAGAACUAAGGAUGCACACUGAAACCGUGAGGAACAUAAAUAGCACAGUUAAGGUGUGAAGAAGUUACAGUUAACACUACGACCGCAACGCCAAAACUAAGCCACAGGCGACAAGAAGCGUGAGUGGAGCCAGAGCAGAAUAGAUGUACUCGACCGGAAGGGUGAACCAUCAGGAAAUCUACUGGCGCCGUGGUGAAAGGACUGGAGAGCUUAAGUAGUCGGAAGGAAAUGAGUAUCAGGUGUGCGCGCAGGUUGCCACUGCAACAACACACCUCGUACGUGCCUGGUUUGCCAGAGAAUAAGAUGUAGCAGAAAUGGUCUGUGAUGCACUUUUUUGGGAAUUUGUCGCUAUAUUUAGCAAGUAGAGGUACAUAUUUAAAGUUAAAAAGAGGUCUACCUUUCGUCAUGUUUAUUCGCUAAUCAAAUCCAAGCGGGAACAAAAGUAGAGCGGAAUGAGAGCAGAAAUCCACAAGCACAGGGAGUGGCCAUUAAAUGCACAUGUUCAUACUAAUAGCAAAUAAAAACACAAAGAUGUGUCUUUAAAUAUAUGUUGUCGCUUUUUUUAUUAGCCUAUACGUAUUUUCCGGACUAUAGAGCGCACCAGUUUAUAAGCCCCACUCACUAAAAAAAUUUGUUUUGUUUCUCCAUAUAUUAACCUAUUAACGUUGUGAAAUGAGUUAUUUACACAGAAAGAUUUUGUAUGUGUUUAUUUAGAUACCUCUUUUGUAACACGGCAGUAAAACGGAUGAUCAAACAAAACAGAAGUCAUCGUCAUGGCCUCACAAGCUGCAGAAGCUAGCUCUCCAUUCAGCUAAACGGACUCAGUAACUCCACGGUGACGUUUUGGUGAAUUUACUGAGGAAUGUGUGUAACUGAAACAACACAAAAAGAAUGCCACUGUAAAUUAAUAAUACUAACACAGACAUUUGGAAACGCGCUAGCAUAUUAGCUAAUGCUAACGACGCUAAUUAUAUUACAUUACGAUAGCACGUACAAAUAUGGUUGAAAACACUCCUACAGACAUCACACAUGGGACGGCGUAGUAAGUAAGACUUGUUUUAGUUAUAUUGUAAAACUUACAAACGUUGCUUGGAGUGAUGAAUGAAAAAUUCAUACGAGUAGGAACGCUAAGGACAACUCGAAGACGGAACGGCACUUGUAUUUCCGGUUUAAAGCACUGAACGGAAGGAAAUACUGGAGACAUUCACUCCGCAGCACCUGCAGUGAGCGGACUCGUACAAAAGAUGGCGCCAUAGCACAAACAAUAACACAUUUUCAGUGUCUCUGCUUGUGUUUAAUGAAAACUAUUUGAACACAAAACAUUAUGGCGGUAAACGAAGAAAGAUCCAUAAAUUAGCCGCACCGUUUUAUAAGCCGCAGGAUGCAAAGCGUAGAAAAAAAGAAGUCCGUAAUUUACGGUACAUGACGUCGUCCCAUUACGUGAGAACAAGACAUGCAAGGAAUUAAUCAGUGAUGCACUUUGUCGCUGUAUUUAGCGAGUGGAUGUAGACGCUUAAUGUGAAAAAGGGGUUUAUAUUGUGUCAUGUAUUUAUUCUCUAAUCAAAUACAAGCGUUCACCAAAGUAUUCGCCCCGCGAGUGAGAUUGGAGGUCCGCCACCACAAGCCCAGUGGGUGUGCAUUACCGCAGCGUGCAGGAAACCUCCAGAAGCCUGCAACCCAAACUUUAACGCUAGGAAAACACAGCUAAAAAACACUUUUCUGUCGUUUGACAACACUUUGAACACCACUGCUUUACUUAUUUCACCUGGUAGGCAAAGUGUGGCCCGGGGGCCAUUUGCUGUCUGCAGAACCUUUUUAUAUGGCUCAUUGUAGAAAUAAGAUAAAUCAAAAAUAAAAAUGCAGAACGAUACGAGGCUGAAAUGUUGAUGCUAAUUUAUUUAUUAUUUAUAUGCUAAUAACAAAUACAAACCACAAAUAUUUGUUUUUAAUUAUGUUUUAGCCUUUUUAUUAGCCUAAUUCAUCACAAAUGGCAUGAUGUCACACUACCACUUUAUUUUAAGACUUUAAGAACAACAUGGUUUGUUUUAUAUACUGGAAGGCUCCACGCCACUGCUGUUCUUUUUAAGAAUGUGAAAUAGUUGACUAUUGUUGUUCUUUAUGAUCAUAUUUAGCUUAGUUUUGAUAUACUGGGAGAUUUUAGAACACUGCUGUUGCAGCUAAAACUGAUAUUUGAAUUCUGAUGUUGAAGCGCAGUGAUCUUAAAACAUUUGACACGUUGAAACACCUUUUCAAUAAAGCAGUGAGUUUAAAAAGA